Messenger RNA from Pantherophis guttatus, 1584 nucleotides. The record is from RefSeq and is a predicted model, not a curated record. NCBI's taxonomy places the organism in Eukaryota, Metazoa, Chordata, Lepidosauria, Squamata, Colubridae.
GAAGGCCGGUCCCUGGCAGCACGUGCAACUAGGAGUGCCGGGAAUGUCUGCCCACCCACUGCUCUACAAUAAGAGCCUCUGGCAAAUGGGGAACCGCGUGGAUUUCAACGUGUACUAAGCCAUCUACGUUGUCGCUCACGCCUUGCCUUCCUCUGGUUAGGGUUAGGGAGACAGAGCUGGAAAUCAGACAGGUUUACCUGCCAGAAAUGCCCCGUCGGCUACCUGGUCCCAUCCUGGCCAAGAAGCAUGCUUCCCAAAGCUCGUGGUGUACCUUAGAGUGGGACCAUCGUGCUGCUUCUCUUCUCCGCCCUCCGCCUCUCGGCCACCUUGGGCACGGUCACCAGCUUUGCCCAUCAUGCCAACACCCCGGUGGUGAGAUUGGCCGGCGGCCGGCUGUGUUUCCUCAUGUUGUCUCCUCUCGUUUUGGGCUACGGCAGCGUCUCCUCCUACAUCGGGCUCCCCACCAAGCUCUUCCGUCUGAUGGGGCCUCGGUUUCACCGUCUGCCUCGCCUGCGCCACCGUCCGUUCCUUCCAGAUCCUCUGCGCUUUCAAGAUGGCGGCCUGGCUGCCCACCGCCUUCACCGCCUGGUCCAUGUCCAAAGGGCAUUGGGUCAGUAGUGGGUUCCACUUAACUUUGCUACUGGCUCUGCAUGUGCAGAGUGUCCGUGAUGACAUCCGGGCAGAGCCACCCACUGUCAGCGCUACCGGUUUGCCCGAACCGGGUAGAACUGGUAGAAACCCACUGCUGCAGUGGGUCUUCGUCACCACCGUUUCCGCCCUCAAGGUGGCCAUCGUGAUACUCCAUCUCAGUUACCGCUACCUGAAGCCCGUCAAGGCUGUCCUAAUCGGCAGCCCGGCAGAGCGUUUUCUGAUGUGUCACACCGACUACCUAUCUGCGGUUGUGGUCCACCACCACUUCGACAUGGUCCUCUCCUCCUUGUGCUUCUGCUUGGCCUACGCGGGGAAGACGUCGCCAAAGAGCUACAACGAAGCCAAGUUCAUCACCGUCAUCCUGGUUGGCUACUUCAGCUCCUGGGUGCUGCUUGUCCUGGUCACCACCGUCUCGAAAGGAUGGCGGUCGCCAUCUUUGAGAUGGUCGUCGUCGUCUCCAACCUAUUCAGCCUCUCCUUGUGGCCUGCCCCAGCUACGGACCCCAAAGAACGCAGCACACACAAAGUCUGUACAAACCUUAGUUUACUAAAUUAAAUGGGUUUUUUUUUUCCAAACAAAGGCUGUUAAUUAACUUUCUUAACAGCCUACAAGAAUCCAAAGAAUAAAUAAUCUUAAUCUUACCAUGGUUGGCAGAAAGCCCAGAAGCAAUUUGCAGAGAACUAAGAUCCAGGUAUGAAGGACAGUGAACUAAGUUGUUCCUUGCAAAUUGCUUCAGUCAGCGUUCCUCCUUAAAUAGGCUAAGGGAGUGGCCAAUUAGCCCCAAGCCUUACUCUCGAGGAGACCUCUUCCUGAGGAGCCACUCCUGCCUUUUGGCCGUUCUGCGCGCCCGUGCAUCAAGAAGAGGCUCCUUCUUUUUGUCCUCUUCACUUAAGGGAGCUUCUGGAGGUUCUGAAGGCCCUGGCUGAAUCCCCG